CGGCCAAACGGCUUUGUUUAACGGUCGCGCUGUGGCGCGUAUUUUCGCUUGUUUUCAUUUCAUUUAUUGACCCCGCCUUUGUUUUGUUGAAUUUAAUCUUUAUUUUUUAUAAAAACAAUCACCAUAAUUUUGCGUUGAAAUGCACAAAUCGUUCAAAUUACUGUGAUAUAAUGAAUUCCAAUAAGAGAAAUACCUGUGCAGUGCUUAGGUGUAAGGAUUUAUAGGUGUGAGUGAUUAGUGAUAUGAUUUUUUUUUAGUUAACAUGGAAUGCUGGAAAGAUAUGGGCAUCCAAAAGAGACACAGUCAGUUUGGUGACACGAAGUUCAUGUGGAGGACUGCGUGGUUGAUUAUGCUAUGUGUGUGUUGUGCUGGGCAGGAAUCUAGAGAAGAGUUAGAUCCGUAUUUAUUGAAUAAAACCCUAGGGCUCACUGAGCUUUCCGGAGGCGUUUUGACCGGUGGGAGGACGGUGUGGAAGACGGAUGGUAGUCCGUACUUGUUACGCGAUGAUCUCCUGGUAGAACGAGAGGCGGAACUCGUCAUCGAGCCUGGCGUGGAAGUCAGGUUCGCACCUAUGAUUGGAAUAACUGUUAGAGGGAAAUUCUUGGCUGUGGGUCAAAAUGGGAGCAAGAUAACGUUUACCAGUACAGAAGAACGGCAGUCUUCGAAACCCUUUCCAGACAUACGGCUCGUAGAUGGACCGUCUAUAUUAGCAGGAAGAGUACAGCUGUUACAUCGCGGGCAAUGGAGAUCCGUGUGCACGAACUCGAGGAAUUGGACCGUUAACGACAUGGAAACAGCGUGCAGACAAUUAGGCUUCAUGGGUGGAACGUUUUACAAUUGGAUGGACCGGCAGCCGGGCCGGCGCGCGCGUCUUUUGUUCGAAGAGCCCAAGUGUAAGGGCACGGAAUACGAUCUCUUCCAAUGUGAUUGGCGGUCACGACAACUCGGCUCCGGGGUAUGCGACUAUCACCCGGAUCUCGCUAUACAAUGCUUACCUCAUCACGAUGACAACGAACUUAGAAAUUACGGUGUGCACUGGCGAGGCCUACGCUUUGAACACGCAGUCUAUGAACGGAUACUCACUGCGGAAAAUACACUCUAUGUACCUACUUCGAUGUCGAGACUUUCCCACGUAAUAGUCAAAAACGCGGGCUUGGGUAGAGAUAACAAUGCAACCAGUGCUUUGGACGUUAUUGGCGUACCCCCCGUGAUGGACGAUAUCGAAAUAUCCAAUUGCGCUUUUAAUGCUAUCAACGUGACGUCACCCAAUGCACCCAUAGUUAUUAACAAUUGUACAAUACAAAACAAUAGAGGUUACGGUGUUUAUGUAAAUUCUACGUACGGCAUGACGAGGAUUGAGAAUUGCCUGAUUCACGACAACGGCGGAGAUGGGGUCAAAUACGUGGUGCACGAAAUGAACAUCGACGAGCGAUUUGAUCGAGCAGAAGUAUUCGACUUGUGUACCCUCGCAUCAACACCUAGUCAAACAUUUCCCAUUGUCAUGUCUUUGGAACAAUCAAGGUAUUCGAACAUGGAACGUGAUUGUCAUCAGAAAUUUUAUACGCGACCCGAUCACGUACUAACGUUAAGUUUUAUAAAGAUCUUAACCAAUAAAAAUGAUACAGGUCACAUAUAUAUUUACGAUGGAUUGACUGCUGACGAUAAGUUGUUAAUGUCCUUUAAUAUAAGAAACCACACACGACCGCAAAGUAUAACGUCUACAAGAAGUAGGAUGUAUGUAAGAUUUCACGCUGACACUAGAACGGAUAUAACCGGAUUUAUAAGGUUAACCUCAGGAAUUAGUAAGACAUAUGACUUGAACGUUACAGAUUCGAUAAUAUCAGAUAAUAAUGGCAGAGGUGUCGUUAUAGAAAAUUUGAGAUCACAAAUUCACGUACAUCGUACAUCCAUUUCUAACAAUAAUCAUGUUGCGGGUCUUCAAGUAGUAAAUGGAGCUGGGGAUAUCAAUAUAACUGAAAGCAGAAUAUCUUUCAACCAGGGUGACGGUAUUAAUGUCACUGUUACUGGGGGUAACAGAAACAUAUCAAGAAGCAUAAUAAGUUCGAACCAACGUUAUGGUAUAGCAGUAUGGAUAAAUACAACGCAAGAGACAGAGUACAUACCUACAAAUCAAACAACUGUCGUUGAAUAUUCGGAAAUAUUCAAAAAUUUAGAUGUAGGUAUUUUACAUGGAAAUUUCUGUGGUGAUAGUUGGGUAAAUAUAACAGGAAAUUGGUUUAAUUCAAGCGUGGAAAGCACAGUCGAUAUUGCAACAUGUUGGUUACUUAAUGAUCCCGUAAAAUUAUUAAAUCUACAAAUAGGUCACAAUCGAUUCUAUCAAAACUUACGUGUACCUAUAAAAAUUCAACCAGCUCUUAAUGUAAUGAGUAGAAUAGAAUACAAUUAUUUUGAACAGGGAGAUUAUGGAGCAAUCGUAAUAUUAAAUAGGGUUGACGGAAAAUAUAUAGAAGAGUUUGAAAAGCUACCAUCGAGAUUCCUUAUACAACAUAAUUAUUUCUUUGGUAAUAGAGGACCUUUUGUUGUGAAUCUCGGUCUAUCUCCAUAUAGUGAUAUUCAAUAUAUAUUAUUUUCAAGAAAUUAUUUACGAGAUAACAAAAUAAGAGAACAAUUUGAAUCUAUAGAUGGAACUCCACAAUUAACACCAAGGAGUAGGGUCGCAGCAACAAUAGUUUUAGCAUCUAGUAAUAUAGACGUAUUCAGAAAUAUUAUUAAUAAUCCAGAGGCACAAUAUGAAAUUGGAUCUCAUGUAGAAGACCAGAGCAAAAUACUUAAUUGUACAUACAACUGGCUUGGGUUUGGCGAAGAAGAAAAAGUCUACAACAGAUUAUUUCACCGAAAAGAUAGAUUUAAUUUAGCUAAAAUUAUUUAUAUGCCAUAUUUAUUGCAUAGUAGUAAUCCUGGAGCAACACAAAUAAAUUAUAAUUCACUCUAUGUGCCCCAAUUUAAUGUUCCUGGGUCAAAUAUCGUAGGUGGAGAAGUGGAAGGUAUAGAAAUACUGCGACAAGGGGAAUACGAUGUAGUGAAAGAUAUAAAUAUUCGCCCUGGAGGUAAAUUAAUUCUUCAAUCUGGCGUAACUCUUAGAUUUCCUCCGGCAAUAGGAAUGAUGGUAGCUGGAAAAUUAGACGCGAGAGGGAAACGGCCAAAUGAUAUUUCUUUUACAUUAAAAGAAGAGAUUAUUAUGAGUAAUGAUACAAUAUAUGAAACGGACCCAGAAAUAGACCCCACCACACCGGGUUACUUGGAACCGGUUAUACCAAUAAGACUUUUAGGUGGAAGAACUCAAUACGAAGGUAGAUUACAAGUCCGCGUAGAGGGCAAGUGGGGUACCGUAUGCAACUAUAAAUGGAAUAUUAUUAAUGCAGCCUUAGUAUGUAAUCAAUUGGGCUUAGCACUUAACCCCGAUGAUUGGUUCUUAGAACCAAAUGAAAUACCCAAUGCUGGUAUUACAGAAGACAUUAUUUUGUCUAAUGUAGAGUGUACUGAAUUCGAUAAUGAUAUAGCAAAAUGUAAAGCCGAAACAGUUGAUAGCUUUGAGAAUUCGUGUACUCACGAAAACGAUGUUGGAAUACGUUGUUACGAAACUAGCUGGGCUGGUGUACGAUUUAGUGUUAUUGCUGAACGCGCAGACUUGCAAUAUGUAACAAUUGAGAAAGCGGGUCUUCUCGAUUACUCUUCGAAUUUGUUUAAGCCAGCACUUCAAAUAGACUUUGCAAGACAUGGUUUAGAAAGUGUGAGGAUCGUCAAUAAUUAUCACGAUGGAUUAGGAAUACUGUAUUCAGAUUUGUAUGGUGCUGAUGCUAUUAAUACUGUAAGAAAUUCAGAGUUUAGUAAUAAUAAAGGAAGUGGAAUCAGCUUUAGGCAACUUGGUCUUAAAGUUUACAGUUCCGUCAUUGAAAAUAAUAAAGUAGCUGGUAUUUUUCACAAUCCGCAUUUAACUGGGCCUCAACAGAGAGAAAUAGCAGGAUGGUUUAUUUUAGAUCCCAGUUUUAAUAUGGAUGAAUCGAGUUAUAGACCAAUUAUGAUACCUGAAUAUCAAACAGAUAUUUCUCUUACAAACGGGGAGACAAGACACAUAGUAUUUACAAAACAAUUUGGCGAAAAAAUUAUAAAAACCUAUAAUAUCAAAUGCAAUCCAGGCUAUGUUCUAGGAUUGCAGCUGUUGAAUCCGAUUCAUAACUUCUCUACGGAAAGUAUUUGUAUUUAUGACUCGCAAAAUAUUCACGAAGGAAGUACUGUAUGGUGUCUAGAUCGUGACCUAUCUACCUUUCCUACUACAAGUAAUAGUUUUGGCGUCGUGCUUAAAUAUGAUAGUGGUAUAAAUGCAUUAGGUGGAGUGGUUUUAGUUGUGAGUACAAUUGUUGCUCCUUUACAAAAUAUCAGAAAUAGAAUUAUUAAAGGACCUGUUCCUACACUUCACGUGACUAAUACCAAAAUUAAAGGAAACACGAAAGGUGUAAAGGCUUUGUAUUAUAAUCGGUAUUUAAAUGAACUCGGUGAUCAUUUCCUUCGAAAAGCUAAUGAGACAAUCAAAAUAACAAACUGUGAAAUAGCUCAUAAUAAAGAAGAAGCUAUUUAUAUCAACACACCUUUUUGGGAUAUUCAUGAAAGUAAUAUUACGGAAAUCACAUUAAUGAUAAAUGGUUCCUUAAUAACAGACAAUGGAAGAGGAAUUUAUCAUUUUGCUAGAGAUUUAAGAAGCUCUAAUAAUUUGUAUCAUUACGUUCUUCAAGAUAAUACCUUUGAAAGAAACAUGUUCGGAGGGUUUGAUAUAAGCUUACCGUAUGUUUGGCAAUAUAAUGAAAACUUCACACAUUCUGUUUACAUGCAUAAUAAUACCUGGCGGAACAAUUACAAUUUUGCUGUCGUCAUAGAUGGACAUUUUGCGGAAGUCAAUCUAACUAAAAACAUUUUUACAGACAAUGUUUGCCGAUAUGGGUUAUUAUCAAUUCGAGGAAUGGAAAAGAAAAUGAAGAUAGAUGGCAAUUUUAUCGAACGAAAUAACGGUCAAUAUAUGGUACAAUUUUACAUGGACAGUCAAAGUGAAAUUAUGGGAUUUGUAUAUGCAGUUUUUGUUUAUAAUCAAGUUAAAAAUAAUAAAUUUUCAACAAAUAUUAAUAGGGGAGCGAUUCAGAGAAAUACAGACCCAACUUAUGUUAUAGGUUUCAAGGGUAUUCAGAAAGUGAAGGUUUCUCGAAAUUUGUUUGGCAACAAUGCAUUAAAAUAUACUCUUGUGGCUGGGAUUAAAACUGCUAAAAUUAAUAAUCUUUUAGAUGUAACAGAAAAUUGGUGGGGUAGUGUAGAAGAAAGUGAAAUUAGAAAUCAAAUAUUUGAUUUUGAUGAUUGGAAUAACCACGCAGUCGCUACAUAUUUACCUUAUUUAUUAGAAGAUAGCUUUGACUCAAGUGUAUCUGUUACCUUUAGCCCACAAACAAUAGUCGAUAUAAAUGAGCUUGGCGGUCGCUUGACAUCCGAUCUUACCUUGGAUGGACGCAUAGCACCAUAUGUUAUUAAAUCUGAUAUAACAGUUAUGCCAGAUGUUACUCUUACAAUCAAUCCAGGAGUGAUUUUAGAGUUUGCUCCGAAUGUUGGAUUAUUAGUAAUGGGAACUCUAAAUGCCAUCGGUCACAGUCAAUUGCCAAUAUUUAUGAGACCCAUUACCCCGCCAAGCGAUGUUGAAAAUCGAAUUGAAAAAAGAGAAAUAGGACAAUACUCACCAGAUUAUGUAAAACAUCGUCAGCAACGUCAAUUAGAAACGCUAAUUGUCCAAGAUUCAAUUCGGCUAUGUACGGGCAGAAAUUGUUCUAUAACUGAUAACAACUAUGACAGGAAAAAUGAAGGCUUUUUAGAAUACUAUAACAAAACUACAUUACAGUGGGUACCCAUGUGUGACAGCCGAUUUACGGAGAGAAAUGCUCAAGUCGUAUGUCGGGAAUUAGGUUUCGAUCCUAUAAAUGUAUUUUUUGCUCAUGAUCGAAGAGUUGAGUAUCAUAGUAACUCUUUGUCAAGGAUUUGGUCUUGGCCAGAACCUUUACAGUGUGUUGGAACUGAAAACCGAUAUGAAGACUGUCCUAUUAGAUUAAACGGACAGCUUUAUGGGCACCGACAUGAAUGUAAGUGGGAUUCAGAUUUUAUUUUUAUACAUUGCGGGAACAGAAAUCUAGAAGAUAAUCUUGAAUAUUGGGGUGGGAUAAGAUUUGCGAAUCCCGAAUUUGAAUAUUCGCUUUACGAACAUAGAAUUCACGAUCACCACACACAUGAAACAAUGAAAAAAGUUGAAAGUACACUGCGGAACAUUCAAAUAGUCGGAGCGGGCAUUUUACACAACGAGAAGUCGCCAGCAAUACAGAGUAUCAUUAGAAAUCCUCAUAUCCAGAAUGUGAAUAUUACAAAAUGCGCUCACCAUGGCAUUAACAUAGUUUCACCUACGGACACUAUCGACAUGAUGUUUAACUCUGUCAUAGAUAUUCUUGGCGAGGGAGUUAAUGCGAUAUCUCUAACCGGUGAAGGAAGAGAAUCGGAAGAAUCUAGUUUUACUCCAUUGAAGGAUCUCAACUUGCCAUACCAUCUAUUUUCUCUUAUUGACAUCUGUGACAGUUCAAAGGUAGUGACGGUGGAAGAAAGAGUCCUUCUGUACUACAAAUACGAUAAUAAUCCAGUAAACUGUGUAAAAAUAUUUAAAAGUACCUUUAGAGUGAAACCGUUUGGUUUCAGGUUGUUACAAUUUAAUUUAUUCAACCAUACUAUGAGUUAUGGCAAAAGAGACUCUAUAACGCUUUAUGAUGGAGAUAUUUAUAACAUCACGGCACCUCAGAUAGGCUAUCUAGAGAAUGGUUCGCCUGAGGAGAAGAAAUUAUUCAGGACGGAUGGAGCUAGUUUGAGCGUGAAGUUAUUUGCAAAUGGUGCUUCGUCGGUGCAUGGUUUUAUUGCUGAGAUUGUCACGUUACCUAUAUCGGCUAUUGGAUUGAAUCGCGAUGUCCAACACAACAUUUCAAGUAGUGUAUUUACCAAAAACCGCGAUGGUGCCAUUAGUUAUCAGUCUGUGGGCGAAGUAAAUCCUUUCGUAGCUGUUAUAAGAAAUGAAUUUAAUGAUAACUGCCUUAAAUUGUAUGGAAACUUUACCACGUGUCAAGCUGCUGUGAGGGUAGACGUACAAAAUACUCAGACACUUGUGUUCAGAAACAAUUUAGUGCGAAACAACGUCGGUGGUUUAUUAGUGAGAGCUGAUUCACGAGGCUCAGCAACUUCCCUACGAGGAUGGAUACACAAUAAUCUCUUCUUUAAGAAUCAUGAUUUGCCGUGUCUACAACUGGAAGGUCGCCAAUCGUCGCCCUACCAAGAGGUAACCAUCUACCGCAACUACUUCACGCGGAACAGAGUACAAUUCAAGGACGUGAUAGUGCUGCGCCAAGUCGUAUCUAACUUCACUCAUAACUAUGUGCACGAUAACACGGGCAUGCGGAUUUUGGAAGUCUCCGGGUUUGAUAAAGUGCGCCUGCCCAUCUAUCAGACUACGUCGCAUAAUGGUUUUUAUAAGAACUACGCACUAGAUAGAGAAGGCCGCGCGACAGUUGUAGCCGGAACCGCGGGACAGCACUAUGUCGACAAUAUAUUCUUUAACCCCGACAAUGAUUAUGAAAUGAUCACUGUUAAUAGAUCUAUCUUUUUCGAUUAUAACCCGAAUGCUAUGAGUGCCUUAGACCUAUGGCGUACACGCAUCGACGCGAAACACAACUAUUGGAGUUACAAUGAGAGCCUAGCUGUCGCGGGCAGGAUACGAGACCAAUCCGACAAUCCGUUACUUCUAGAAGUUGACUAUCGGCCGUAUUAUAUGAACAACUUGACGGUACUGGGAGGGGGGAAGUGUCCCCCCGGGUGGGAUGCAGUGGCUGGUACCUGCUAUAUGUAUGUGGGGGCGCCGAUGACGUAUGAGGAGGCUAGGUUGUUUUGCUUGUCAGACAACGCUUCCAUGCCUUACGUGUCCGGCAACUACGAGGCACUAUACGAAUUUAUUCAGCGGCAGAACCAAUGGUUCCAAUAUGGCGACCGCGUGUGGGUCAACCAUAUCGACUAUGUGACGCAGUGCACUUCCUUCGCCUUCUCCAGCGUCGAGAUUACCGACUGCAAUCAGAAGAACGCGUUCAUUUGUGAAAUUGAUCCAAAAAUAAGCAUUGACCCGCUCUCCUGGCGAGGUGACGCACUAGCCGUCGCUUUCAUUGGUGUGCUGGCGGCCGCUGUACUGCUGGUCAUCCUGGCACUUAUCUGCUGGUAUUCGAAGUCUAAACACAGACAUCUUCAACGUCUAGAACGGCGCAAUUCGAUUCGACAAUCUCUGCAUUCGGUGCGUUCUAUCGGGAGUAUUAAUGGGGGUUUCCCUGACAAUACUUAUAGGAGAAAACUUGCUCAAAUGAGUACUCGCUCAACAGACACGCUCACAAAGGGCUCAGACUAUAAGAAGAUGCUUGCCUCCACCACUUCCAUGGAAUCAAUGGAGAAAAGUCAAUUUAACUCGUCGCUUGAAGACACACAAAGCUUCGAUAUUUAUGAAGCGCACAAUCCGAAUAACAUAAUACAGUUGAAACAUAGCACUUUCAAUAAGAAGCCUGCAUCACCUGAAUAUAGCGUACCUCAGAAUGUCAACAUCAAUAGGCCAUACAAUUUGGCCUAUAGGAACGAAGGUUACCGCGACAACUCAGGCGCAGCGAGCGGAGCGCCAUCUAUGAACACAGUGACAACAGAAGAGUUACCAAUCAUCCACCACCCGGGCGGGCUGUCGCCGGACGACACCGUGUCGCCGCAGAGCGAGCGCGACCACUACUACACGUCCGACACGCUCCCGCUGCGGGACAAGACUGACGAUCCGCUGGCUAUGAAGCGCGAGUUGGAGCGAGACGGGAAGAUAUAUGGAUAUGGAGCUCCAAACUACGAAACACAACCGAAACUUUCAUUCCUUAUGGAGCUGCGCUCGCGCAUUCCCGAUGAAGCGCCACAACACUCUACUACCACUUUUGGACAACGCCCUGAUCCUGAAGCAGAUAAGUACUACGAAGACGAUUUACCCAGUCCACCGCCAGUCUAUAACUACGAUCGCAGCUACGACUCGAGCCCGCAAACUUCACACGAUUUCGACUACUCGCCCGAACUUCACUCGCGUUCGCGCUCCGAAGCUAUACUCGAAACUAAUUUCGAUUUCGAUGACAAUGAUAUUCAUAUCACCGAAGCCGACCGAUCUCAUAGCCAGCCCUUGGAAACUGCUAUGUGAAUAGAUAGUUCAAUAUAAACUACCGUAAAUUAUAUUCGUUUCUUUUUAUAUGUAUUUAAGUAUUACCACAAUUAAAAAAACAAAUAAAUUAUAAUAAGCUAAUUGUAAAUAUAAAUAUAUUUUUACACUUUAUGCUUAUAGCUCGUUAUUUGAUAUAAUAUCACCAUUAUGUGUAUUUAAGGUGUAAAGAAACUUAAGACUGAAUAAGGUCGCCUUAUAAUAUAACGCAUUUAUUUUAAUUUUUAUACAUAAAAAAUACAUACGAAAAUAUAUUAGUUAUAAAUAAACAACUGUGCAUAUUUCAUACAUUCAACAUAUUAAUCAUACAAAUAAGUAUUUGUUAUUAAACUUUUAAUACAUCUAUGUAUACCAUUGUUUACUUCAUAGUAUUCAUAUAGAUAUAUAAUGUUAUAUUAUAUUACUGUGUAAUAAAAUAUAGUAGAAUAUUGUAUUUUGAAAAUUUUGCGCAUUACAACAAAUGCACGAUCUCUUAGUUAGAAUUAGUUACACGAAUACCGUUAUUUUAUAAUUUUACAUCUGGAUAGAAAUAAGCUAAAUAUAAUUAUGUACUUCCGAAGGCCUGGUGCCUAAGGAAA
This is a messenger RNA of Zerene cesonia (dogface butterfly), 9876 nucleotides long. It is a transcript of the gene bark, whose product is annotated as protein bark beetle. The coding region runs from base 263 to 9280 and encodes 3005 amino acids. Gene Ontology annotation, cellular component: membrane. NCBI's taxonomy places the organism in Eukaryota, Metazoa, Arthropoda, Insecta, Lepidoptera, Pieridae. The record is from RefSeq and is a predicted model, not a curated record. The transcript is spliced from 16 exons.